AUGAACUCCCCGAGCGCGUGCGAUGCGUGCGGCAAGAAGUUCAAAGUGUUUGUCAUCAAGAAGAAGUGCAAGCACUGCUCGGACGUCGUGUGCAAAGCCUGUCUGGCCGUCCACCUGGAGCUAAAGCACACGCGCGUAAAGAGGUCGCCCCGGGAUCUGAGACAGCGCGCGUCGUUUGAGAUGUUUGACUUGAUUGACGACAACGAGCGGGAAAGGCCCCAGUCGCUGUCGGCCAUGGACGCUGUCGAUUCAGAGCUGGAGGACGCAAAUCCGGACGGGGUCAAGGACGAAGACGCGAGUGGAGCGAAGCGCGAGGAGGACGGCGACGUCGAUGACGUUGAGGAAUCCAAAACGGUGAGGAUGACCACGCUGUCGAGGCAGUCGUUGACUGAAGAGAAGAAGACUUGUUACAGAGAGCUGCAGCUGAUUCAGGAAGCGGUGGCUGAGUGGACCAUCAAGGAGAUGAGGAUCAAGCAGGAGAUGCGGCGCGUCGAGGAGGGCGGCUACCGUGUAGCCAUUGCUUUGGCAUUUUCCAAGAUGUGCGGCGGCGAAGAACCCUGCCUUGCUGUUACUGUAGGGUAUGCUGUUGCGGCUACGGUGGGAAUUUGGACUCUCUUCGGACUGCUGUUCUCGGGCUUCGUGUGA
Peronospora matthiolae is the source of this 645-nucleotide messenger RNA. Lineage: Eukaryota; Oomycota; Peronosporomycetes; Peronosporales; Peronosporaceae. The record is from the annotation of a GenBank genome assembly.